GAACAAACUCAACUUUCAGCAGAAAAGCUUAGAAAAGAGCUUUGCCGGAGAGCCGCUUGGCUCACAGGCUCCUGGCGCAGCACUGCUCCUAUUUUGGAAACUUCCAGAGUUUCUCGUCUGUGCGUACUGGCUGCAGCCAUUCUCUGGAGCAGCAGAAGCCCCAGGAGCCCGUGCCACAGCAAGUAGAUGUUUGAGCGGGACAGCCAGGGAGGAAACGUGUGGGAGGUUCAUCAGCACAUCCAUUAGCACAGCUGGAGCUGCGGCUUGCAGAGCGUUGGGUGCGUCUCCAUCCCCCUGUUUCAGCAGAGAUUCAUCUGCUGUCCCGUUUGCUUCCCAGCCUGUGUGACCAGAGGGUGCCGAGAACACACUCAAGAUGUGGGAACCUCUAUACAAGCAGAGGAUGUGCCACGGGGUAGCAUGACCACUCACCACCCCGCGGGCCAUGCCCUUCCCCAACAGCUCUGACCUCAGCCCGUCCUCCUUCAUCCUGGCCAGCAUCCCGGGGCAGGAGGUUGCCCAUUUCUGGAUGGCGAUCCUGCUGUGCUCCAUGUACAUCCUGGCGGUCACAGGCAACUGCGCGGUGCUGUUCAUUGUGAAGACGGAGCCCAGCCUGCACACUCCCAUGUACUUCUUUCUCUGCAUGCUGGCGGCCAUCGACCUGGCCUUGUCCACGUCCACGGUGCCACGGGUUCUCUCCUUCUACUGGUUCAACACCAGGGAGAUCAGCUUUGCCGCCUGCCUCAUCCAGAUGUUCCUCAUCCACACCCUCUCGGCCAUUGAGUCCACAGUCCUGCUGGCCAUGGCUGUGGACCGCUACAUGGCCAUCUGCCACCCAUUGAGAUACACUGCCACCCUCACCAACGCCACGACAGCAAAAAUAGGGCUGGUAGCCAUGGCCAGGGGAGUCGUUUUCUUCCUGCCUUUGCCUUUGCUCCUCCUGCCCCUUCCCUUCUGCGGCUCCCGGGCGCUGUCACACUCCUUCUGCCUGCACCAGGACGUGAUGAACCUGGCCUGUGCCAACACCACCCCCAGCGUGGUGUACGGCCUCACCGCCAUCCUGCUGGUCAUGGGGGUGGACGCCAUCCUCAUCUGCCUCUCCUACAUCCUGAUCCUCAAGUCCGUCUUGCGUCUGGCGUCGUGGAAGGAGAGGCUCAAGGUGUUCAGCACCUGUGUUGCCCACAUCUGCGUGGUCCUGGCCUUCUACGUGCCCCUGAUUGGGCUGUCCGUGGUGCACAGGUUUGGGAAGGACUUGGCUCCUCUGGUCCAUAUCAUCAUGGGCAAUGUCUACAUCCUGGUGCCUGCUGUGCUCAACCCCAUCAUCUACGGGGUGAGGACCAAACAGAUACAGAGGCGGAUCCUGAGUUUAAUUCACAUACACAGUGACAGAACUGCCCAGUGACCUGUGCUUGUCCACUGUGUCCUGUAUUGUCACACCAACUCAUCUUGUUUUACACUCGGAGUCUUUGGGCAGGACUGUCCUCUGUAUGGCACAAGGCAGAUGGUAGGAGACCCUGAGGAUGCUACCACAAGGGAAGAAGUAAAUGACAGUUGUGAACUCCUUCCGAGAGUGUUUACCUUCAGCAAACUUGGAGUGAAUCUACUAUAAUGAUGCAAAUCCAACCCUGACACAACAGACAGCAUAAUGGAAGGAAAAGUGGCUCAGCAAAUAGUCUUGACAUUGCACCUCUUUGUUUCCAUCUCAUUCAUAACAAUGGCAGAGAUUAGUGAACACUGCAGUGGUUUUUUUUAAUUAUUUAGUUAAUUCGUAGUUUCCGCUUGUGCCAGAUUCACUUUCCAAAUACAUUUUAGCAAAUUUUUUGUCAGAAACUUUGGCUGUAACAACAAUCUCUAAGUAAAGUAAUUACAGCAAGUGACAUUGUAGAUGCAGAAAUGCACUUCAGAAUAAGACAACCUCUGUGGGCUUGUUCUGACCUAUUGGGUGUUCAGUCGAGACAGCUCAGCCUCCUUGUAGCAAACGCUCUGGAAAAUCUUCAGACUUUUUUUGGCAAAAAUUGUGAAAAUAAUUUUAGAUAAUAAUUAUGUUCAAUAAAAUGACAGCCUCUCAAGAGAGAAAAUAAACAAUUAUAAACGUUAUACUUCCAAGCUGAAGGAAGUGGUAUUUCCAUGUCGAAGGGGUUUCGCACCUUUGACUUCACACAUGCUUGGAGCUCAAGAUCUUCAGUUUUCAAGCUUUUUUUUUAAUGCUUCCUAGGUAUUUCCCGUAAAACAGAGUACCUGGCAGCCUUUUCUGCCUUGAUUCUCACUACUCUUCUACCAGUGGGACACUACUACAAAACUCUUAUUAUGAUGGAAAACAACAAGCUGUUAGGCCAAUGAAGAAGGUCUGAAAGCAAAGUGCACUUGCACCAUCACAGAAUGGAUGAGGUUGGAGGCAUCUCUGAAGGUCAUCUUGUCCAACCAUCCAGCUCGAGCAGGGCCAGCUAGAGCCAGUUGCCUAGGACGGUGUCUAGACAGCUUUUCAAUAUCUCAAAGGAUGGAGGCAUCACUUCAUAUUUUGGAAAAAGGUUAAAGAUGCUGGAAAAGGAUGUUGUACAAUAGGGUUUUAUAAUGAAACAUACAGAUCUGAAGAGUGUUCACAUCUAGUUUUUCCCUUAAUCCAUUAAAAAACUUUAUAUUCUUUGCCUUUUUUAAAAAUAAAUCUGUUUCUUUAUAAGUAGAAAGAAA
Molecule: messenger RNA, 2685 nt
Organism: Columba livia (rock pigeon)
Lineage: Eukaryota; Metazoa; Chordata; Aves; Columbiformes; Columbidae
Product: olfactory receptor 51E2
Exons: 2
Coding region: 443-1399 (318 amino acids)
Biological process (GO): G protein-coupled receptor signaling pathway
Cellular component (GO): plasma membrane
Molecular function (GO): G protein-coupled receptor activity; olfactory receptor activity
Source: RefSeq, a predicted model, not a curated record